Messenger RNA from Diversispora eburnea, 472 nucleotides. The record is from the annotation of a GenBank genome assembly. Lineage: Eukaryota; Fungi; Glomeromycota; Glomeromycetes; Diversisporales; Diversisporaceae.
AUGCAACGUCAACGUUUUAUAUCUGAUAUCUCUACAAAUACAUCUGAUACUACUACCACAACAGCUACACAAAAUGAAUUUUUCUCAAAUAUUGAAGAUGAAUUAAAUAAAACACUUGACAAUGAAAUAGAACAAUUAGUAAUCAGUUUUCGUGAUAUGGUUAAAGCUGCAGGAUUUGAUGUUAGUUUAAGAAUUCUUGGAAGAGAUGAUAAUAGGGUUGAAAAAGAUAAAUAUAGAAAUGCAUUGGAUGAAUAUAUUGGUGAAUUACGAGCUGCAAACUUGGAAAGAGCUUGUCAAACUCUUCUUACCAUGACACAUGACUUAAAGACAACGCUUUUAUUGAACGAUACAAAAACUUUAAUGCAAUUACGAGAAACUCGCAAGAAUGCUUUAAAUGAUAGAACUCAAAAAAUAAAGAGUAAAAUUGUAAAACUAAAUGAUGCAAUUAGUGAAGCGAUUUGGGAAAUGGAAA